AAGGAAACUUUCACUUCAUUCCCUACACAAUUUCAUUCUACAUAAAAAUAGGCACAGCAACAGAUCUAUGCAUUGUUUUCACUUUUUUGUUGAUUUUGUUAUCUUACUAGCAGGCCAAGUUUCCAAGGAAUUUAAAUACAUAUCAGAUUGCAUUUCCAGGAAUAUUGUAGAACAGAACAAAUAUUCCACUCAAUAUAUAAAGUGCUUCAGAAAGCAGUGGUUUGGUGAAGCCACGAAACUAACCAGGUAAAGUUUCAGAGCAUUUUCAGCUUUUGCCAGUUUUCUUGUCUAAUUCCUCUCCACUAACCUGUCUGUUCCGGUUACUGUAUGUCAGUUAUAGAAGAAAACGCAGUAAGCAAUAGUCUCUUUUGGACAGGAUAUUUUUACCUUUAGCAUAUAGAAAUCAUGCGUGCUUUAUACAUCCAUCUUUAGAAAUAAUUUCAGGUCAUUCAAGUCAGGAGAAAUAUUUUCACUGGAUCUGGAUUCAAUUAAAUGCAGAGGUUGUAAAAUAUGUUUAAUUUUUCAACUUAUGUUUUCAGGUUUGACACCCUGCCUCAGGAGGGUAAUCAUGUUUCUCAGAAGUACUCUGCUGGGAAUUAUUCUUUUCAGCAUCCUCUGGACAGAAACUACUCUGGCUGGCUCUAGUUUUUUAAGCCCUGAAUAUAAAAAAACACAGCAACAAAGGUAUCCAAAAAACCCCACAGCACAAUUACAUCGUCGAGACACAGAAGGUUUUUGGGAAACAGAUGAAGCAGGGGCAGAAGAUGACAGAAGCAGUAUUGAAAUUAAGUUCAAUGUUCCUUUUGAAAUCGGUGUCAAGAUAACAGAAGAAGAGUAUCAAGAAUAUGGACAAGCGCUGGAGAAGAUGCUAGGGGACAUGCUUGAGGAGACUGCUAAAGAAACUCAGAUGAGAAACUGAGGCAAGAUGAAGGACAAAUACAGCACUAGAUGGCCUGUUUUGUUUUAAAUUUUACUUUAAAAUGAAAUUAUUACUAAUUUCACAACUCUAAAGAAGAAGGAAGUAUGUGAACCUGAACAGUUUGCCCUGACAGACUUUGGAACGGAUUAUCUUUUAAGGAAGAAUACAAGACCUAGAGCCAAAAAAAAGAAAGAGCAAGGUUAAUCACAGGCUGACACGCAGGCUUAUUUUCUUAUUUAUUCUCUUUUCCUUAGUAAAUAUAGUGAUUAUUCUAAAUGACAUGUUUAAAGGCUAUAUGAAUCCUCCCUAAAACUGGUGGAAACGUCUUCUUAUACUUCUGUACACAUAUAUAAUAGAAAAUAAAGCUUAUGCUGA
Grus americana (Whooping crane) is the source of this 1294-nucleotide messenger RNA. It is a transcript of the gene GHRL, whose product is annotated as ghrelin and obestatin prepropeptide. The record is from RefSeq and is a predicted model, not a curated record. Gene Ontology annotation, biological process: regulation of response to food; negative regulation of inflammatory response; gastric acid secretion. NCBI's taxonomy places the organism in Eukaryota, Metazoa, Chordata, Aves, Gruiformes, Gruidae. Gene Ontology annotation, cellular component: extracellular region. The coding region runs from base 530 to 919 and encodes 129 amino acids. The transcript is spliced from 4 exons. Gene Ontology annotation, molecular function: growth hormone-releasing hormone activity; ghrelin receptor binding.